Lacerta agilis (Sand lizard) is the source of this 2603-nucleotide messenger RNA. RefSeq names its product family with sequence similarity 234 member A (gene FAM234A). The coding region runs from base 106 to 1773 and encodes 555 amino acids. NCBI's taxonomy places the organism in Eukaryota, Metazoa, Chordata, Lepidosauria, Squamata, Lacertidae. The transcript has 12 exons. The record is from RefSeq and is a predicted model, not a curated record.
UGCGCUCUUCCGGCGCUCGCCAGGCCCCGCCCUUCGGCCGGACCGGUCGGAAGGAGCGCCUGCGCCCCCGAGGAUCUGAGCCCCUUCCCCAAAGAGUCAGCUAGGAUGGAGAGCAAAGAUCUGGAAGCCGAGAUCCACCCGCUCAAGAACGAUGAGGGCAAAGGUCCCGAGGGCCUGGCCAACUGCACGCAGAAGGAAGUGGCCCCCAAGAAGCUCAAGCGGCUCUCGCAGUGGCGCACAGCAGCCUUCUUCCUCUCCCUCUUCCUGUGCCUCACGGUGGUGUUUGCCUUCUCCUUUAUCAUCCCAUGCCCUGUGAGGCCCAUUUCCCAAAGGAUGUGGAGCAGAACCUACGAGGACGCAGCAACCUACGCGUUCCUGGCCACGCGGGACGUCAACAAGGACCGGGUCCAGGAUGUCCUCUUUGCCUUCAAGGCUGUCAGUGCCGGCAGCAACGGCACAAACAGCUCUUGCUCCAGCCAAGGCUUGACCUCCCCCUGUGCCUUCCUGGCCGCUCAUUCGGGCACCAACGGCAGCACGCUCUGGCAGUGGCCUGUCGCCCAAGAGCUCCUGCUGAUGGACUGCUCCGGGGAGCACGAGCACACCCCAGCCUGCCUCAUUGUAGGGGAGCCAGACAUCCUGGCAGCCAUCGACCUGGAGACAGGCCAGACUCUGUGGUGGGAGGCUGCCAACUUCAGGCCUAAUUCGACAGUGCUGAGUCCGUUGCUGAGGAUCCCAGAUGUCAACGGAGACGGCACUUCUGACCUUUUGGUCUUCACUGAGACGGGAGAGGAGGUUCAAGUCCACUUCUAUUCGGGGAAACACGGCACCCAGAUUGGAUCCAUUGGGACCUUGCAUCUUCCGGGAAGAGUUCAGGGAAGAGUCAGCCACCUCAUGCAAGUCACUCCGACGGGCUCCCACUAUGUGCUCCUGUACACAGCAAAGACCCUUUACGCCUACUCUCUGAAAGCGCUAUGCCACAUGGCGUUCAACCCUCCUGCCCACAGCAGCCCUGGUCUGACACAAGAUCCACUCUGGGAGAUGGCGAUUGACGGCGCUACACACCAAAUCACUUUGCUCAGCACGGGAGAAAUCCGCUACUUGACAAAGAUGCCUGUGAGUUCGAGCGCCGAUUUUCUGGUUUCAAGAUCGAACAUGAUUGAGCUGGUGGACGGGCAGCGCUUAGGCUCGAUGUGGGUCACAGAGACACCCCACAUCCUCAGCGAACCCGUGAUUGGAUCCUACAGGUCAGACGAGGUCGACGUUCUCAUUGUGAGCAGAGACUCUUCCAGGAAGAAGGUCAUGGUCGUGGAAGGCACCUCUGGAAACAUCGAGUGGGAGGCUGACCUGCAGCUGCUCUUGGGCACUGACAGCCCGCGGCCGGCCACCCUGUCCACCGCCGACCGCAGAUCGGUCUUCCUCUUCUGGGGCCUGUACCAGAGGGACGCAAAUGGAACAGGGUCCUGGGACGGCGCCCAGCAGCAACUGUACCUGUUCCACCCCGCCUUGCCCAACGUCCUCCUGGAGACGAGCAACGGCACAGAGCACAUCGUGGCCUUUGAGGGGGUGCUCUUUGAGCGGAGCCGCCACGCCUGCUACGUGCUCCUGACGGGGCCCCAGGUAGGGCAGGCUCCUGGGCAGGUGACGCUGUCGAAGCGGAAGCUGAAGGAGGCCAUCGCCAGCAGCCGCGUGAUCUGGCUCAACCAGGUGGCGCAGGACAGCGAGCAGAGCGUCCGGGAGCGCUUCCUUCGGUUGAGGUACCACAGCCCCCGGUGAGCGCCGGCAGGGCUGGGGUGCAGGGAGAGGACGACCCCGGAGGACCCGAGGCCGGCAGAGAGAAGAGCCGCCACCAGGCUGACGAUGGGCAGGGCUGGCAUGGCGGGAGGGGGCAGAGGCGGUCUCCCCCGCACCCAGGGCACUUUCUCCGAGGGAUUCCUGCAGCAAAUGCCCCCUCUGCCUGUCCUUGUGGAGGCCUGGAUUGGGGGGCAAGCAAGCAUGUGGCCCCUUGAUUGGCACUGGAAGGCUCCUCCACCAAUGGACUCUCCUGGGGGGAGGAGAGGGCUCGGCACCCCCUACCUCACCGGGGUUGAUGUCAGCAGCCCCCACUCCCUUGGCUGCCCAGCUCCUCCCUCCCUCUGCUGCCUCCACAGGCAGGGAGCCAGGGCCAGUCACUUGGGGGUGGGGGCCUUGAGAGGUCUGUGGGACCCUGGCCUGCAGCGCUCAGGGACAGCAGCCUGGGAGGCAGCGGUGGGGCUCUCCCUCCCCUCUUCCCCAGGUGCCUGCCUUACCACCCUGCCGGCCUUGGCUUAAGGCCCCACCUGGUGCAGAGAGGAGGAAGAAGGGUGGCUGCUUUGCAAGGGGAAGGGCCCGAGACCCGCCCCCCACAGCCUCCUUUGCCCAGGCAGCCCACCCCCCACCGCUAGGACUGGAGCCAAUGGGGCUGCUUUUCCGCCUCCGGGGAUUUCUCGAAGGUUUUCCCUUUGGACUUUGAUGGUGGAGGUUUCGCACGCAGGGCCACUUCUUGUGCCUGAGGAGGCAGGGACUUGGCCAGCUUGCUGCUGCUGCUGCUACUGUGGUUUCAAUAAAUUCUGGUUCCUUGUCCACAA